GGAGGCGCCGCGGGGAUCCCGGGGCUGCCGAGGGCCCCUGACUCUGUUCGCCCUGGGAACAUGGACCGAAUGGCCAGCUCCAUGAAGCAGGUACCCAACCCGCUGCCCAAAGUAUUGAGCCGGCGUGGGAUUAGUGCUGGGAUGGAGGCUGCGGAGCGCGAGAGCUUCGAGCGGACUCAGACUGUCAGCGUCAAUAAAGCCAUUAAUACGCAGGAAGUGGCUGUGAAGGAAAAACAUGCCAGGACGUGCAUCCUGGGCACCCACCAUGAGAAAGGGGCGCAGACAUUUUGGUCCGUGGUUAAUCGACUGCCUCUGUCCAGCAACGCCAUGCUGUGCUGGAAGUUCUGUCACGUCUUCCACAAACUCCUCCGCGAUGGACAUCCAAACGUGCUAAAAGACUCUCUGAGAUACAAAAAUGAAUUGAGCGACAUGAGCAGGAUGUGGGGCCACCUGAGCGAGGGGUACGGACAGCUGUGCAGCAUCUACCUCAAACUGCUGAGAACAAGGAUGGAGUACCACACCAAAAAUCCCAGGUUCCCGGGCAACCUCCAGAUGAGUGACCGGCAGCUGGAUGAAGCCGGAGAAAGUGAUGUCAACAACUUUUUUCAGCUUACGGUGGAGAUGUUUGAUUACCUGGAGUGCGAACUGAACCUCUUCCAAACUGUGUUCAACUCCUUGGACAUGUCCCGCUCGGUGUCUGUGACCACAGCUGGGCAGUGCCGCCUUGCACCGCUGAUCCAGGUCAUCCUGGACUGCAGCCACCUCUAUGACUACACUGUCAAGCUGCUCUUCAAGCUCCACUCCUGUCUUCCAGCUGACACCCUGCAGGGCCACCGAGACCGCUUCAUGGAGCAGUUCACAAAGUUGAAGGAUCUGUUCCAGCGUUCCAGCAAUCUGCAGUACUUCAAGCGGCUCAUUCAGAUCCCCCAGUUGCCUGAGAAUCCACCCAACUUCCUCCGCGCCUCAGCCCUGUCAGAGCACAUCAGCCCUGUGGUGGUGAUCCCAGCUGAUGUGUCGUCUCCAGACAGCGAGCCAGUCCUGGAGAAGGAUGACCUCAUGGACAUGGAUGCCUCCCAGCAGAGUUUGUUCGACAACAAGUUCGAUGACAUCUUCGGCAGCUCGUUGAGCAGCGACCCCUUCAAUUUCAACAAUCAAAAUGGCGUGAACAAGGAUGAGAAGGACCACUUGAUUGAACGCCUGUACAGAGAGAUCAGUGUGCUGACAGGACAGCUGGACAGCAUGAAGGCUGAGAGCCAGCGGGCCAUGCUGCAGUUGAAGGGCCGCGUGAGCGAGCUGGAGGCAGAGCUGGCGGAGCAGCAGCACCUGGGGCGGCAGGCUACAGAUGACUGCGAGUUCCUGCGCACCGAGCUGGACGAGCUGAAGAGGCAGCGCGAGGACACGGAGAAAGCCCAGCGCAGCCUGACUGAGAUAGAAAGAAAAGCCCAGGCCAAUGAACAGCGGUAUAGCAAGCUAAAGGAGAAGUAUAGCGAGCUGGUUCAGAAUCACGCUGACCUGCUGCGGAAGAAUGCAGAGGUUACCAAACAGGUGUCUGUGGCAAGGCAAGCCCAGGUGGAUUUGGAAAGAGAGAAGAAAGAACUAGAAGAUUCUUUUGCCCGUGUAAGUGAGCAGGCCCAGCGGAAGACUCAGGAGCAACAGGAUGUUCUGGAAAACCUGAAGCAUGAACUAGCCACUAGCAGACAAGAGCUCCAGGUCCUCCACAGCAGCCUGGAAACCUCUGCCCAGUCAGAAGCGAAGUGGCUGACGCAGAUCGCCGAACUGGAGAAGGAACAGGGCAGCUUGACGACGGCCGCAGCUCAGAGAGAGGAAGAGUUCUCAGCCCUCCGAGACCAGCUGGAAAGCACCCAGAUCAAACUGGCCAGUGCCCAGGAAUCCGUGUGCCAGCAGAUGAAGGACCAGAGGAAAAAACUCUUGGCAGGGACCAGGAAGGCUGCGGAGAGUGAGAUACAGGAGGCGCUGAGCCAGCUUGAGGAGCCCGCCCUCAUCAGCUGUGCAGGGUCCACAGAUCACCUUCUCUCCAAAGUCAAGGCUGUGUCUAGCUGCCUCGAGCAACUGGAGAAGAACCAUAGCCAGUAUCUGGCCUGCCCAGAAGACAUCGGUGAGCUUCUGCACUCGAUGACCCUGCUUGCCCACUUGACUAGCGACACCAUCAUUCAGGGAAGCGCUACCAGCCUCCGGGCCCCGUCCGAGCCAGCCGACUCUCUGACAGAGGCCUGUAAGCAAUAUGGCAGGGAAACCCUGGCCUUUCUGUCCUCCCUGGAGGAAGAUGAAGCCAUGAAGAAAGCCGACAGCACAGCCAUGAGGAAUUUCCUCAGCAAGAUCAAGGCCAUUGGCGAGGAACUGCUGCCCAGGGGCCUGGACAUCAAACAGGAAGAGCUGGGUGACCUCGUAGACAAGGAGAUGGCCGCCACUUCAGCUGCCAUCGAGGCCGCCACCACCCGGAUAGAGGAAAUACUCAGUAAAUCUCGAGCAGGAGACACGGGAGUCAAGUUGGAGGUGAACGAAAGGAUCCUUGGUUCCUGUACCAGUCUGAUGCAAGCCAUCAAGGUCCUCGUCGUGGCCUCCAAGGACCUCCAGAAGGAGAUCGUGGAAAGUGGCAGGGGUACUGCAUCCCCUAAAGAAUUUUAUGCCAAGAACUCUCGGUGGACAGAAGGACUUAUAUCUGCCUCCAAAGCUGUUGGUUGGGGAGCUACGAUCAUGGUGGAUGCUGCUGAUCUUGUGGUCCAAGGCAAAGGGAAGUUCGAGGAACUGAUGGUGUGUUCACACGAGAUUGCUGCCAGCACAGCCCAGCUGGUGGCUGCGUCCAAGGUGAAAGCUAACAAGGGCAGCCUCAAUCUGACCCAGCUUCAGCAGGCCUCGCGGGGAGUGAAGCAGGCCACGGCCGCUGUGGUGGCCUCAACCAUUUCCGGCAAAUCUCAAAUUGAGGAGACAGACAGUAUGGACUUCUCAAGCAUGACACUCACCCAGAUCAAACGCCAGGAGAUGGAUUCUCAGGUUAGGGUUCUGGAGCUGGAAAAUGACCUGCAGAAGGAGCGUCAAAAGCUAGGAGAGCUUCGGAAGAAACACUACGAGCUGGCUGGUGUUGCCGAGGGCUGGGAAGAAGGGACAGAGGCAUCACCGGCUACUGUUCAAGAAGCAACACCUGAAAAAGAGUAGAGCCACGCCAGCGCCCCACACGUCAGAAUUCUUUGCAUUUUGUCAUUCGCACAAACUUGUGAGCAUCAGAACUCCGCUGGAUUGCAAACCGGACUGCCACCCGAAUCCACAGGCAGAGGGACAGGAGUGUCCUGGCAGAGAGCGCCAGAGCCGCGGCCCCCCCCUCCACACUACACUUUUAGCAGUUGGCGGAUCCCCUCCUGCUUCCUAUUUGGUGGUCGUUUGGUUAUUUUGGUUUUAUAUUUUGAAAGUUUCACACGGCCAACUCUCCCAAAAAGGGUUCCAGCCCCCACCCCCACCCCCAUCCUGAGCUCUGAGCCUUCUGAGAGGAAGCCCCCACACACACCACAGUGCAGCUCAGGCUAUGCCUUGGUGUGCCAUCUCAGCUCUCUGUCAGUCAAGACCACGCCCAGAGUGACAGCUCUCCUCUGAAGUCUGAAGCAGAGCUAGUGCCUUUAUUGUCUGACCCCGGGUGCCAUCUCGGGGCCUCUGUCCACCUUCACAAGCCAGGGAACACCAGAGGUUUAAAAAAAAAAAAAGAAAAGAAAAGAAAAGGAAAAAAAAAAAAGGUGCCAGGGGCCCAGCAGUGCAGGGGACAUUUUCUUAGGAGCUCAUGUGACCAGGUUUACCACCCCAUCACAUGCCGGUAUAGAGCUGGUGUGAGUAGCAACACUACAUCCCCCAGAGCCGACUUCCUGUGCCAUGGACCACCUCCCAUCAAACCUAGGCAAGGCCCUAAGAGGGACAAAAGGGACCCAGAAGUGGUUCCUUUUCCAGCCACCUGCUUCUGCAUCCUACUGAACCAGAUAAAAGAUGGUUCCGUGUGCUACUUCUUCCACAGACCCACUUGCUCCCAUCAGGAAGGGAACUCGGCUCAGGGUAGGACUCUUCGUAUUUAUUACUAACGAUCUUCAUACAACACCUGCCCAGGGAUGCUUGGGGCAAUCAGGCCCGAGGGUGACUGACUAGGCUUGCCCUCUGCCGUCAAGUCUUCACAGACCACAGAGCAAAGAGCCAUCUCUGGUCAUUUCUGGUCUCGGAUUCUAAAGCAGGCAGGUUCCUCGAGGAAUAGAGAAGCAGGGAAGAGGAGGAAGGGGACCGCCGGCUGUGACACCAUCUCUGCCACGCCCCACUCUUGCUCCCCUGAAGACAGGAUGGAGACAGAAGACAUCCCGCCUAGACACUAGCAGCCGGACAGCAAUUUGCCACUCGCAACUGGAACCGCUGAGCUGAAUGAAGUGGCCUUCUGAUCUGUAGGACGGAGCAGGGAGGUGGCGUCUUCCUUCUUGAUCUGUGCUGCUUAGGUGGCAGCCAGCGAGCACGUCCUUAAGCCUGUCCCCUGUGGGACACGGCUCGGCUUUGCUGGGCACCGGGUGGUGAGGCUAAUGUUUGAUCACUGUGAAUCAACCCCCUUCUUCUUGUUCCACCCGCCCCCACUCUGUCCCCGAGUAUUUUCUAAGCUGGCACUCCGGGAACUCCCAGCAACGCAGACGGCUGCUGAGACACGUGACCUGCAGUAGGAAUGGCCCAGUCUGGUGUCGGAAGAAUGUUUCUCUGCUUAGCAUUUCCUGAGUCUGAGGACCAGAACAAGCAAUGUGUGGCAUUGUUGGCCGUUUCUGCCCAUGAAGCCAAUCCAUGUGCUCACUGCAGGUCAGCUUUUCCAAAGGUGACCGCUAGCAUCGAACCACGCACACACAUGUCCCAGCAAGAGGAAAUCAAACAGCAACAGAGCAGGGCUCGUCUCUAAAACCCUAAUAAUUAAGCGAAACAGUCAAGCGUCCCAGCACGAGGUGAAUCAACAGCACAAGGGUCCUACCUGCUCAGCGUCGCAUCAGAACUGUUUAGUGUGAUUCAAGUCGGGAAUUGCCUUUCUUUAGCCAGGCCUGGUAGUGCACAAGGCCUAA
Molecule: messenger RNA, 5078 nt
Organism: Alexandromys fortis (reed vole)
Lineage: Eukaryota; Metazoa; Chordata; Mammalia; Rodentia; Cricetidae
Gene: Hip1
Product: huntingtin interacting protein 1
Exons: 32
Coding region: 61-3174 (1037 amino acids)
Biological process (GO): endocytosis; clathrin coat assembly; actin filament organization
Cellular component (GO): actin cortical patch; clathrin-coated vesicle; presynapse
Molecular function (GO): clathrin-cargo adaptor activity; clathrin light chain binding; actin filament binding
Source: RefSeq, a predicted model, not a curated record